This is a messenger RNA of Galleria mellonella (greater wax moth), 2474 nucleotides long. Its product is annotated as exosome component 10-like. Gene Ontology annotation, biological process: nuclear polyadenylation-dependent CUT catabolic process; poly(A)-dependent snoRNA 3'-end processing; TRAMP-dependent tRNA surveillance pathway. The coding region runs from base 168 to 2402 and encodes 744 amino acids. The record is from RefSeq and is a predicted model, not a curated record. Gene Ontology annotation, cellular component: nuclear exosome (RNase complex); nucleolus. Gene Ontology annotation, molecular function: nucleotide binding; nucleic acid binding; 3'-5'-RNA exonuclease activity. NCBI's taxonomy places the organism in Eukaryota, Metazoa, Arthropoda, Insecta, Lepidoptera, Pyralidae. The transcript has 16 exons.
ACAACCUAACGUAGUGAUUAUUUGUUCUGCACAGUCAUCCUUGAAUCCAGCUUGUGAUAACGCGAAAUCGUUCAGCUUUGACUUCAAAUCAUUAUCAUCAUUUCAGCCGUUAAUUGUUCAUUGCAUAAGCUUUUCCUAUAAUAAGAGUGACUUUCAAUACAUUGAAUAUGAAUUCAAAUAGAGAGAAUAGUACUGAGAAUGGAAAUAAUUACAGAAGAACAUCAAAAACAAAGAAACGUUCGUCAUUAAUUUUUGAGAAUAAAAAUAUGCCUCGACCGCAGUUAACUUUCAAAGACACCAUUGAUAAUUCGGAGAACGUGUGGAGGCCAAAAAUAACAGAGAAGCCUAACAAAGUUAAACCGCUUGCUUUUAAUUUACUUUUCACCGACGAUGACAAAGCAAUUGGGUACGAACAUCCUUACAAAGAGGAAUUGAAAUUAUAUAAACCUCCCUCAGAGUUUAUUCUUCCUGAUCCAAAUACUCCUACUUUCCCUCCCUCGUUGAAUGAAACGAAAUUCACCUAUAUUGACACAGUGGCGUUACUCGACGAACUGAUAAAACAUCUCGAAACUGUUAAGGAAUUAGCGAUCGAUCUUGAGCAUCAUGCGUACAGAACUUAUCAAGGCAUAACUUGUCUAAUGCAGAUAACUACGAGUGAAGGAGGCGAUUUUAUAAUAGAUACACUGGCCUUACGAGAAUAUAUAUAUAAAUUUAAUGUGAUUUUUACGGAUCCGACAAAGGUGAAAGUACUUCAUGGUGCUGAGAGCGAUAUAUUAUGGCUGCAAAGGGAUUUUAACACUUAUAUUGUUGGGUUAUUCGACACCCACCAAGCCGCGAAAGCACUAAAAUUACCUGGACUAGCUUUGAAGAGUCUACUCAUUUAUUAUUGCAAUUUGUACAUAGACAAAAAAUACCAAUUAGCGGAUUGGCGUAUACGACCGUUGCCACAGGAGUUGAUUGAUUACGCCCGGAUGGACACGCACUAUCUGAUAUACAUAUGGAGACAAAUGAAGCGUGAGUUAUUAGAAGCGGCCGAUGAACAGUCGCAAUUAUUGCUGUCCAUAUUCGAACAGAGCAAACAAGUUUGCAGUCUUACUUACAACAAGGAGAUUAUUAGAGAGGAUAGUCAUAUGCCAAUGUACAUAAAGUCGGGAAAAACUUUCGACGCCCGACAGAUGGCAGCACUAAAGAUGCUUUACAAGUGGCGAGAUUCGCAGGCGCGACUACUCGACGAGAGUCCUAUAUACUUAUUACCGAACCACAUGCUACUAGCGCUCGCCGAUUAUUUACCGUGCCAUGUUCGAGAUGUAAAAGCAUGUUGCUACCCCACGCCACCGAUCGCCAAAAACAAUUGGAGGACGAUAACCAAAAUGUUGCUGUCGUGCCGCCAGAUGUCCCUAUGGCCGAAAUCGCCAAGCAGAAAGAGCUUAGUGGACAUUGCCCGCCCCACGACCUCGUACAAACUCUACGGCUUCUCGCACCUCCAAAACAUCAGUAACAAGCAAAUAAAGAAGGUGGAUAACGCUACAUUAUCGACAAGAGAUCAGCCCGAUAUAUCUUCUAUUAAAGAUACCAACAACAAUAAAGAUAUAUCUCGCCAGUUGCCCGUAGAGCCGCAACCGUCAACCAGUAAGGGCGUGGUACACACUACCCACCCCACCACUUCGUACAACGUCCACGGCCUCCCGCAUCUCCCAGACAUCAGUAACAAGCAAAUAAAGAAGGUGGAUAACGCUACAUUAUCGACAAGAGAUCAGCCCGAUAUAUCUUCUAUUAAAGAUACCAACAACAAUAAAGAUAUAUCUCGCCAGUUGCCCGUAGAGCCGCAACCGUCAACCAGUAAGGGCGUGGUACACACUACCCGCCCCACCACUUCGUACAACGUCCACGGCCUCCCGCAUCUCCCAGACAUCAGUAAAGAACAACAAAUGAACGUGGACAAUGCUGUAUUAUUGGCAAGGAAUUUGAAAUAUCAGCCCGAUAUAUUGGCCCUUAAAGAUACAAGCAACAGCAAUGAAAAUAAUAACGUAUUGGAGAAAAUUGAAGAAGAGAAACGCAGUGAAGAAGAAAUAGCAGCUAUAUCGAAAGGCAACGAGCUCAUCGAAGCGGAAAUGCCCGGGAAGUUACAUCAAGCGGAGGAGCAAAUCGAAUACGAUACAAAAAAGGAAUGGGCAAAAGUCAACGAUGUAGUUGUUACUGACCACGUUCUGCUUGAAACGAAAUUGCAACGCAAAAGAAAAAUAUCAUCUGACAAAGUGGAAAGCAAUAAUGUUAGUGGCCGUACAGUUGAAGACCUCACAAAAGAAACAAAACCGAACGACACAUCGGAAAAUAAGAGCAAUCUGGAACCGAUGAUUUACGAUAAUGAUAAUUUCAAGAAAUUCUGUUCCGAUUCGAAAUGAAAAUUCAAUCCCGAAAUGAAAUUGAGAAUGCAAAGUAUUUUUUUGUUGUAGUUGUCUAUACAUAUGCACAAC